Messenger RNA from Ectocarpus sp. CCAP 1310/34, 1331 nucleotides. NCBI's taxonomy places the organism in Eukaryota, Phaeophyceae, Ectocarpales, Ectocarpaceae. The record is from the annotation of a GenBank genome assembly.
CUCCUCUUUCAUUCCAAGUUACAUAUUCACCUACGUUCCUACAAGAGCGAGGAACUCAACUGACACCCUCCAUCCACCCGACAAAGAAAUAACCGCGUAGAGUAAAUGUGCCAGCCACCCCAUCAAGGACCACUUUUUUCAAACGGGCAUACCAGACGCACCAUUCGCCGCCCUCCCCCUUGUUUUGCUUUCCGUUAGCUUUCGUUUGAGCACUUCAGCGUGCAGAUCGGCGCACGCAGCCCCGAGCUACAGCAACGCGCCCACCAGCAGUCUCGAUGCGGCGCAUCUUCGCCCUCGUUGGCCCCCUGCUGCUGAGCAUGGGUCGGUGUAGAGUGAGCGCGGAGGCUGCUGCGAAGGCCUGUGAAGCGGUCCGCAGCGGUAGCACGUCACGUAACCCUGCUGCUGCUGCCUACGGGGUCAACAAGACGUCGCUCUCGCGGCGGCUGAGCGGUGAGCGUGCCAUGGACGCCCGGGUGGGCCCCGGGACUGUCAUGACCGCAGCAGAGGAGGAUGCGCUUGAAGAUGUUCUGCUCUCUGUAACGACGGUCGACCGAUCCCAUGGACCCCUGACAAGGGCCGNUGCCUACGGGGUCAACAAGACGUCGCUCUCGCGGCGGCUGAGCGGUGAGCGUGCCAUGGACGCCCGGGUGGGCCCCGGGACUGUCAUGACCGCAGCAGAGGAGGAUGCGCUUGAAGAUGUUCUGCUGUACGCUGGUCGGAACCAUGUUCCGCUCACCACCGCAGACCUCACGGAGCGUAUGAGACAGCUCUGUAACGACGGUCGACCGAUCCCAUGGACCCCUGACAAGGGCCGGGAGGAGCUGGCUUGAGGGCUUCCUCGGACGGCACGAGCGCAUCAGCCUUCGACUCGCCCGCAUCUACGAGUCCAAGAGGGUGACCUCCGCGGAAGAUGAACGUCUGCACAAGUUCUACGACUUCUGGGGCUAGUUCCUCGACGAGCACCAGCCGGCGGCCGACCAUGUCUGGAACACGGACGAGUCAGGUGGCACCGUUCAAGGUACGCAGUGACAGCGGGUCGUGGCGGAACGGGGGCAGCCAGUGGCCGCCCAGAUGCGCUCCACCUCGCGAGAGAAGUGCACGAUCAUCACCACCAUCAACGCCGCCGGCGCCGUGUUGGCCCCUACCAUCAUCUUCAAAGGGCAACGCUUCAACGGAGAUUGGGUCGCGGAUCUCAACGGCCCGCCGGGUGCAUUCGACGACUGCACGGAGUUGUCCUUCAUGUGUGAUGAGGUGUUCAUCAAGUACAUCAAGAACUUCCACAAGCAGCUCGGCGACCGCAACUUGCUCGACGGAAAACCCCACGUGCUCGU